Eleginops maclovinus (Patagonian blennie) is the source of this 2424-nucleotide messenger RNA. RefSeq names its product serine/arginine-rich splicing factor 1B-like. The record is from RefSeq and is a predicted model, not a curated record. NCBI's taxonomy places the organism in Eukaryota, Metazoa, Chordata, Actinopteri, Perciformes, Eleginopidae. Gene Ontology annotation, molecular function: mRNA binding. Gene Ontology annotation, cellular component: cytoplasm; nucleus. Bases 278 to 1033 code for a protein of 251 amino acids. The transcript has 4 exons.
UCCGUCUCUACCACUGAAGAAGAGGGCUUUGUUGGAGGAGGUUUCAGUCGCGGCUUACAACUUUUAGCUCAUGUUAGUUUGAUUUUUCUCCCAUCCACACUGCAGAAUUAAACAGUAAAGUUAGGUUAGUUCGUUUAAGAGCAAUUUACCGGCAGUAUAUUUUACUAAGCGUAGCAUCACCGCGUUAUAUUAUCGUUUGUUCGGCUCACGGGGUCCCGUUUAGCCUACUUGCUAACUUCCUUAGCUAACUGUUAUUGUUAGCUAGCUUUGUGCUAACAUGUCUGGAAUCGUUAGAGGACCUGCAGGGAGCAACGACUGUCGGAUAUACGUUGGGAAUCUCCCCCCCGACAUACGGUCAAAGGACGUCGAAGACCUGUUUUACAAAUAUGGAGCCAUCCGUGAUAUCGAUCUGAAAAACCGGAGAGGAGGACCGCCUUUUGCCUUCGUGCAGUUUGAGGACGCGAGGGAUUCUGAGGAUGCUGUGUACGGACGUGAUGGAUAUGACUACGAUGGCUACCGCCUGCGUGUUGAGUUUCCUAGAAGUGGACGGGGAGGGGGAGGAGGAGGUGGAGGUGGUGGCGGCCGCGGUGGUGGUGAUGGUGGACCGAUGGGAGGGCAGAGGGGUAGGCAUGGUCCCCCCUCCCGUCGCUCAGAGUACAGGGUUCUUGUGUCAGGUCUUCCUACCAGUGGAAGCUGGCAGGACCUGAAGGAUCACAUGCGGGAGGCAGGUGAUGUAUGUUAUGCUGAUGUGUACCGUGAUGGCACCGGGGUAGUGGAGUUUGUACGCAAAGAAGACAUGAGCUACGCUGUCCGUCAUUUGGAUAACACCAAGUUUCGUUCUCAUGAGGGAGAAACGGCCUACAUCCGUGUGAAGGUGGACGGUCCUCGCAGCCCCAGCUAUGGUCGUUCUCGCUCCCGUAGUCGCAGCCGUAGCCGUAGUCGCAGCCGAAGCAAGAGCGGGUCUCGUCGCAGCAGAGGAUCUCCUCGUUACUCCCCUCGCCACUCCCCUCGCCGCUCCCGCUCCCGCACCUAGAUCCACCCUGACUGAAGCAAUGGUGUGCCCCAGUGGAAAUCUUCACAUCACACAACAAAUCCUGUAUACUCCCCACGGAUCAUCUCAUACACUGUCUUCUCGUGUGUUCCCUAUCCCCCCCACUUUUUGUUGCAGUUUUCUUUUUUUGGUUUUAAUUUUUGUACACGGCCCUGUUUCACUCUGUCGUUCUUUGUCCCCCUUUUCAUCAUCUUUCUGCUAACAAUCUCUCACCCGUUUCUGUGAUAUUUCUUCUACUUGUCCUCUUACACUUUGUUGUGUUUCCCUUGGAAAUAUUUUUACUUCUUUUAAGCAUAUACUACUGUCCUUUGACCCUAUUGUGUGUCUCUCUGUAGAGUUCAGAGGAACAGGAUAGGAUGGGAACAGAGGAAACAGUUCAUUUUAGGAUUAACAGGAGGAGGAGUCAAAUAUGGCACCAAUGGUAUGAUGGCUGUGCCUUGUCAACUGUGAAAUCUGCAUUAUAAGGCUGUUCAGUUUUUUUUUUUACACACACUUGACAAUAGUGCCGUUGAAUGUUUUCAGUUGUAACACGUUCUGUAUACCACUUUGUAUUUGGAGACCCAAAGCUUCUGUUUUUUUUUUUUUUUGCUUUUGCUCGCCCCAUAGCCUCCAAAGUAAAUAUUAGUGUGUUUGGGGACUGAUAAUAGAGGGGUGUUCCCUCUUUUUCUCAAAGUAAAUUCCCUGGUAGAUGCAUUUAUUGACAUUUUGUCUUGGCAUUUUCUGAAGGUGUGAUUCUAACUUACCUCCUUCUCUUUGGUUCUGCUGGUAUUCUGAAGGUUUGGACUGGGCUCAUUGCCCCCCCAUUCCGGAGCCGGAUCAGGAUUCAGGAUCAGAUCAGGAUUAGGAUUAGGCUUCAGGAUGGAUACAAGGAUCAGGAGCAUGGGAGCAUUUUACCGGGAGAGGAUCCUGACCCCCGGCCCUGUCCACAUAACCCCAUCAAACUGGAAAUAGAAAAAAAUUCAAACCAAAUUGGCUUUCAAAUAAAACUAAUAUUUUUUUUUCCAUUUUGUCUGGGACCUCAGAGACACAAUUACUGGCGCCACUGUGACGAAUGAUUUAUUUUUCAGAUUUUUGUUUUUCAAAAUUAUAAAAAAAAGAAGAGCAGAGCACAGCUCAAAACCAGGAGGAGGGCUGGGAGGUGCAGGAUGGAACCGCACGCUUAAGGAGAGUGGUAAAUAGUGGGUCGACCAUUAACAGCGGAGGAGGGAGGGAAGAGGGAGGACUGGGACGCGACAAGGGAAUGUGACCUUAAUGUGGUUUGUAUCUUUUUCUUAGGUCAGUGUUUUGCUGCAGAUGAUUAAUUCUGAAUUUCUGAAGUAUAAAUCUCCAGUAUCCUAAAGCUUUAUUCUCUUUUAAUAAAACUUUCAAUAACA